CAACCAAAUGAAAGCAGAAAAUAUAUAACAGAAAACAGCCUAAUAUUUAUAAUGUGCUGAAGGUCUUUUUUUUCUUCUUCCUCAGUCUCUCUCAAACUCAGUCCCAUUCUAUGCAAACAUGUGCACACACUGGAUACAUGCACACAUUUACACACACAUCUUAGAAUACAUGUUUGUAUAUCCGUUACAGUCUCAUGUGGUCACCUAUCAACCACAUAACAUGCUCUGCUUGGCCACUCAUUACCUCCUGACAGCAAUAAAGCAGACACACCCAGAGCUACCAUGGGCAAAAGGUUAAACCUUUUCAUUUGAAAAAGCACACAAACGAGCACCAACACACCCAGGUGGUAAAUGAGGCCAAUGCCCAGGACUCGCCUGAUUGGCUUGGUUUGACAAGUGAUGUCAUUUAUUCGGAGGGCCUGACCACUUAGUAAUAAAACUGUACACAGAUAAGGGUCAUCAACUCCUUAAAAGCAGCAGAAAACAGGAAAGCGUCUGAACGGACACGUACACACAGCAGAGAGUUUGCGGAGGAAGCUCACUGUGACAAAUCGAAACUUCUGGAUUCAACAGCAGGUGUAGUAGUUACAACCUGAGGAGGAGGUAUAGCUUGUGGAAAGAAGGGUCGACAAAUAGCUUGAAGGGCAAAAUCAAGAAGGCAAAGGAAGCAAGGAAAGAAAGGGAAAAUUAAUAGGGAGGAACCAAGAGGACAGGAAGGACAAAUAAAAGAGCUUUUGAUCCUUGUCUGAGUACACCAUGGUGUCUUUUGGACUCGAACUGGUCGGCGUCAGUCUGUCAGUGCUCGGCUGGGUGCUAAGUGUGAUCAGCUGUGCCUUGCCAAUGUGGAGGGUCUCUGCCUUCAUUGGCUCCAACAUUGUCACAGCUCAGGUCUACUGGGAGGGCCUGUGGAUGAGCUGCGUGUUCCAGAGCACGGGGCAGAUGCAGUGUAAGGUCUACGACUCCAUGCUGGCUCUACCUCAGGACCUGCAGGCUGCCAGGGCGCUAACCAUCGUCUCCAUCAUCGUGGGUGUGGUGGCUCUCCUCAUCUCUGUGGUGGGAGCAAAGUGCACCAACUGCAUUGAGGAUGAAGGGGUUAAAGCCCGGGUCAUGGCCGCCUCAGGUGGCUCGUUCAUCACAGCAGCUCUGACCCAGCUGGUGCCUGUUUCCUGGUCAGCACACACCAUCAUAAUUGAGUUCUACAGUCCACUCAUCCCCUCUGGUCAGAAGAUGGAGAUCGGGGCGGCGCUGUAUCUGGGCUGGGCCGCUGCGGCCCUGCUGCUUAUUGGAGGGUCCAUCCUCUGUUGCAGUUGCCCUCCACAGGAAGAGAAACAAAUAAGGUACAGCGUGCACCCCCAGAGUCGUAUAGCAUACUCUCCCACACCGAGGUCAAAUGCUCCAAGCUCCUACAACAGGAAAGACUACGUGUGAGGGAAGGACUGAGGGGGGGAGUAGGAUUGUGACCUCGUCAUGCUAUUUGUACUUGUAUCCUGCUUAUUUGUACAUUGUCAGGAAAUGUGUACAGUAAUGUAGCUAAAUAAUAUUUGCAUUGGUUUAACUGGAACCAGUUGUUCACUAGAAAAAGACCAGUUUGUGGACAUUUAGGACCAUAAAUGUGUGUAAAUAUGAAGACAGUUGAUACUUUUAAGAGAUAGAUUGGAAGCUCUAUACAGAUGUUUAUUGGUACUGUUUACGAUUACCAUUGGUCUAAAACAAGUUUGAGGAAGAUUUGACCAAAUGUGGUAAAAUA
Messenger RNA from Sander lucioperca (pikeperch), 1747 nucleotides. It is a transcript of the gene cldn3d, whose product is annotated as claudin c. Gene Ontology annotation, molecular function: structural molecule activity. The transcript has a single exon. Bases 757 to 1428 code for a protein of 223 amino acids. Gene Ontology annotation, biological process: bicellular tight junction assembly; cell adhesion. The record is from RefSeq and is a predicted model, not a curated record. Gene Ontology annotation, cellular component: bicellular tight junction; plasma membrane. Lineage: Eukaryota; Metazoa; Chordata; Actinopteri; Perciformes; Percidae.